This is a messenger RNA of Thamnophis sirtalis, 273 nucleotides long. NCBI's taxonomy places the organism in Eukaryota, Metazoa, Chordata, Lepidosauria, Squamata, Natricidae. The record is from RefSeq and is a predicted model, not a curated record.
GUAUGGGAACAUCUAAAAAAUUAGCAAAGCGACAUGCUGCCGAGAAAUUACUUGAAAAAUUCCGCAAUUUUUGUCAGGAUAAUAUCACAAUUUCUUUAGGAAAAGAACAAAUGCAUACUUUGGGAUGCACCUGGGAUAGCUUAAGGAACUCUUCUGGCGAAAAAAUUACUCUGUUGAAGAUAAGCUCCCUCAGUAUUCCCAAUACAGACUAUAUUCAGCUCCUUGGAGAAAUAGCAGAGGAGCAAGGUUUUAAAAUAAAAUAUUUGAACAUAG